Cricetulus griseus (Chinese hamster) is the source of this 1147-nucleotide messenger RNA. The record is from RefSeq and is a predicted model, not a curated record. NCBI's taxonomy places the organism in Eukaryota, Metazoa, Chordata, Mammalia, Rodentia, Cricetidae.
CAUCAGCCACUGCUGCAGUUUGCCUGGCCUUCCUCGGUCCAGCACUGGAUCUUUGUCUAGGGGGGAGACCAGUAGUUUUCUGGAGUAGUAAAUUUGAGGCAGUAUAUUUCUGUUCAGCCACACUUAAACUUUGUCUUCUGUCUUGACACAUAAUAUCCAGGAAACAUGUUGAGGUAAUUUGAAGAAGAGGCAGAAGGAGGUGUGGGAGGAGAGAACCCAACAAAGAAGGAAAGGUAGAAUGAAGGCAUGGCAGGUCCUAGGCCAGUAGUGCUGAGUGGGCCAUCAGGUGCAGGGAAGAGCACCCUGCUCAAGAAGUUGCUCCAGGAACAUGGCAGCAUCUUUGGCUUCAGCGUGUCCCAUACUACACGGAAUCCACGACCUGGUGAGGAAAAUGGCAAAGAUUACUACUUUGUGACCAGGGAGAUGAUGCAGCGUGAUAUUGCAGCUGGGGACUUCAUUGAGCAUGCUGAGUUCUCUGGGAACCUGUAUGGGACAAGCAAGGCGGCUGUUCGGGCUGUGCAGGCCAUGAACCGCAUCUGCGUGCUAGACGUUGACCUACAGGGUGUGCGCAACAUCAAGAAGACUGAUCUGCGUCCCAUAUACAUCUCUGUGCAGCCUCCCUCACUGGAUGUGCUGGAGCAACGCUUGCGGCUGCGCAACACUGAGACUGAAGAGAGUUUGGCAAAGCGACUGGCAGCUGCACAGGCUGACAUGGAGAGCAGUGAGUGCGGCAAGGAGCCUGGCUUGUUUGACCUGGUGAUCAUCAAUGACAACUUGGAUAAAGCCUAUGCAACAUUGAAGCAGGCACUUUCUGAGGAAAUCAAGAAGGCUCAGGGAACCGGCCAUGCCUGAGGGCCUGCUUCAUUCCAGAAUGAUGCUGGUGCCCCAAAUCUGCCUGGGUUAUGAGGUGGGGUGAUCUUUGCCAAGGCACCAAGGACUUGUCAUAGGCUUCCACUGUGGAGUAGGAGGAGCUGCCCCUUGUCUGGCCACAUGGUGGCUCUUCAUCCUGUGCUGGCUUGCCGAAACUGAAGGAUUCUGAAAUGUACCCACAUUUAUUCUCCCUGGGCUGUCCCUGCCCCUGUCUCUGCCUUCCUGCUGGAGCAGGACUGACAUCCUAAUAAAGUAACUAUUGUUUUAGAGUGUCAGA